Molecule: messenger RNA, 3529 nt
Organism: Pelodiscus sinensis (Chinese soft-shelled turtle)
Lineage: Eukaryota; Metazoa; Chordata; Testudines; Trionychidae
Source: RefSeq, a predicted model, not a curated record
UUAUGAACUCUAAUCAUAAUAGUCAUGAGUUUUUUCUGAUGAAAAACAAAAAAUAAUUAUUUAAACCUUUCACCCAGCAUAUUCUGGUGUUAAAAAGUAGUGUGUUCAGCUAAUUAAAGUGGCAGGAUUGUUUUUGCAAAAUUUAUCUGUAGGAAAUCACAAAAUAUGACUUUAUUUUGCACAGACAAAUUGACAAGCAAACUCUUAAAAAUAUGUAAUAGAUUAGCAAGUGCUUGAUGCCUGUUCUGAGCUACACUUGGGAGUCCUCUUGCCACAGCAAAGCUGGUCUGGGAGAUGAUAAAUAUUUGUAACCAAUCUGCUAGAGAGUGGAUGCAGUCAUAACAGGGUAUAGUAUCAGAGGGGGAGCUGUGUUAGUCUGAAUCCUGUGGCACCUUAGAGACUAACUGAAGUGUUGGAGCAUUACACUUCAGUUAGUCUACAAGGUGCCCCAGGACUGCUCGCCGCUUUAACAGGGUAUAGGUACCUCCCUCUAGCUCGUGGGAAUCAUUUUCACCAGGCCAGAAUAAAGCAUUUCAAGAUUGGCAUGCUCUGUUCUGAGCAGCCAGAAGCCCGGGGGGCAUUGUUAUAAACAACUUACUACCCCGUAGGGGCAAACUGAUUGAAUAACAAUUUUUUAACCAAGACAAAUUUGGGAUGAAAUGAAGAAUGUUUGGUUUCCAUUUUAAAAAAAACCUUUUCUAGACUUUGCUGUGGUUUUCCCAUUUUUUUCCUUUUUAUUUUUGGCCACUGAAAACUGAUUUGGGGGGGAAAGGGGCAAUUGGAAACCAAAAAUAUGUUAGGGUUUCUUAGCAAUAAAACCCCCUAAACUUUUUUUUUUUAAACAUUUUGGCCAACCGAAAAGGGAUGUUUUUUAAAGGGAUGAAAGACAAAAGCAUUUUAGAGUUUUCUUUCAAAACCAAAACACCAAUUUUUUGAGGGAAAAGGGACAAUUCCAGGAAAUAAAGUUUCUUCCAAAAACCCCUAGUUGGGGUGAGAAAAAUUGCGGGAAAGAGGGAACUAGUGUGAAAAGUUCAUAGACUGGGAAGGGACCACUGUGAUUUCUCCUCUGGCCUGGAUAAUCCAGGUCCUAGGACAUCUCUGAAUUAGUCCCUGUUGGAAUGAAGCAGGUCUGUUACCAACAAAGAGCAGGUGAGGUUUUGUUUUGCCCAGGUGGGUCCCACCCCAUCUCUGACUCCACUUGAAGAUGCCUUGUCCAACACUGUCACAACCCCACACCUCAGUGGGUUAUUGCUCCCAGGAGAUGCCCGUGGGGUCUUUCCUGAUCUACUGUCCCCAUGGGCAGGGCUGAGCAGAGAGGGACUUGCCAGUCAGGGUUGGAGCAGCUGGCACCUCCUGGAGGUGAGUGAAGGCAGAUGGGCCCCAAGGUCCCAUGGAGUGUGUGUGGGUCAGAGCCCGCACCCAGUUCUCCCCUGUCUUGCCCACAGGGCCAGCAGCUGUCUGUCCGGUUCCUCCCCGGCUGCCACCAUUGGCUCCAAAUGCACCUGUCCCAGGCUCCCAGCUGCGGCUCUGGGCAGGGGCUUCCUGAGGAUGACGGCGGCAGGAUGUCCCCUGUGUUACUUCCCCACGGCUCUGUUCUUCGUGGCGCUCUGCGGCUCCGGCGCUGUCCCCAGGAGGAAAGAUUGCCAGUUCCCGGACCCCCCCGAUCACUCUACCUACAGGUGCAUGUCCCCGGCUUGCCAGCUGGCUCUGGGCGGAGGCGUAUUUAAGGCUGGCUCCAUGGUGCAGUAUGACUGCGAGGCCGGCUAUGUCCCAGCUGGCCCCCCUGGUGUCGCCGUCUGCAAGGGCGGCCGGUGGCACGUGACGAAGCCAGUCGUCUGCAAGCCCCUGGCAGGGUCUCCGCCGAUGCCUCGCUCCGGCGCCCUCCUGGCUGUCUCCUCCAUCCCCGUGGUGGCUGCGGCCUCAGUGACCAUCUCUGCCCUGCUGCUGGUGGCCAUGGUGUGUGUCCUGGUGGGGCCGAAGCCCCGCACCCGCGUCUGCUGGAGCAGGUGGUACGAGCGCAUGGAGGAGCCCGAGAUGCUGAGCAGCGGGGACAGCUGCCUGGUGCCGCUCCCGUCAUACGAAGAGGCCAUCUAUGGCUCCCAGGGGGAUCCCGUGCUGCCUGCCCCCCCCAUGCCGACACCCCUUGUCCUCUCCAGAGGCCUGGUGCUCCCAGCGGAAGCCGUCGAGUCCCACGGGAGUCCGGAGGCUGCUACCCCGCCCCCUUCCUACCAGGAGAGCCAGGCAGCAGCUGCGGGUGGCAGCAGCCUGGCCCGGCACAUGGCACCCCCUGCCCGGUUCCUGUUCCCGGGGGCGAGGAAGGAGCAGGGCAGGUAGCCAGGGGCUGGGGGUCCCCACAGAGCCCCGACACUACAGCAGAGACUCCUUGUUUGAAACACUCAGCCUGCUCCUCCUCUGGACUUGCUGGGGGGGGUCGCAGCCCUCCCCUGUUCAUUCAGCACCUUGGGAACCUGAUGGAACCGAGGCAGCCCCUCUCGGACUGCCCCCCCCGGUAGGGGGCUGAGGGACCGGCCUCCUGCCUUAAUGCCAUGCGACUGAUCUUUGCCCCCUUUUCCCUGCCCCACCCUGACACCCCUCGCAAUGGGGGAGAGGGCCCUUUAGGGCUCAGUGGCGGGGGGAGGCAGAUCCUUGCUCUUUGGCAACAUCCUGUGGGCUUCUUUCGCGCCUGGGCCUGGGGGCUGCUGUGGUCAGACAUUCUCCCCCCGCUCUCCAGCUUUCCUGUGCUCUACCCUCCCCCCACCCCCAUCUGUGGGUCCUUGCUGUCCCCUGUGGGGAGUGCAUAUCUGUGUCCGUUCCCAUCGUGUCCCCCCCAGGCUGGCUCCAGGCCAGGCGCACUGCUGCAUGCAGCUGGGGUGGGCUGGCUGGGGCAGUUGCAUCCACCUUCCAGCAGGGAGCACUGUGGGUCUGGUUUAAAGAGCUUUCCCUGCCUGGCUCUUGUCUGUUUCCCUCCCCCACCCUCUGCAGCUUAGCUGGGGCCGGGAGAGCCGGUGCCCCAGAGCAGGUGCAGGGGAAGCGGCUGCAGGUUUGAGUCCCGCCUGACCCGGGCCCAAACUGCACAGCAAAGUCAGGGCUUGCGAGUGGGUGCUGGCUGGGGACAGAUCUUGGCCUGGCUCCCUGCCGCCCCGAGCUCUCCUGGCUCCCUGUGCAGGCUUGACAAGGGAGCACCAGCUGAGAUGCCCGGUUGGGCCAGGGGGCACUAGGGCCAGGCAGCUGGACAAAGCUCUUGUUGAAGCCGGUUCAGGCACCUUGGCUGGCGUGUGUACAGGCGCGCUCACACACACACACACUCACACACACACACACGCUGCCCUGCUGUGGGUUUUGCACAAGGUUGAUUGUUUUAGGUUUGUAUUUAUUGACUGGGUUUGUUUUUCUUUGCUUUGAUGUAUUUAUAAGGGGGGGGGAUGCCUCCCCCGAUGCUGCAGGGCUGGGGUUGUGUGCUAGGAGGGUGCAGUGGGUCCUGGGGGGCUCUGCAUGAGCCAAGCUGUUAAUUAAAACACUCAAGCUGCCU